AUGUUAAAACAACCAAUUAAUCAAGUUCGUUUGACGAACAUCGCAGUAAUGCGAUUAAAAAAGGAUGGAAAACGGUUCGAAGUUGCUUGCUUCAAGAAUAAAAUUCUCAAUUGGCGAAUUGGGACAGAAACUGAUUUGAGCGAAGUGCUACAAACAGAAGAAAUCUUCUCCAAUGUAUCCAAAGGACAAUUUGCGAAAAUCCAAGACCUACAAAAGGCAUUUGGGACAAAAGACCGUACAGCGAUCGCUCGAAUUAUCAUGAGGGACGGUCAAUUACAAGUUUCUGAAAAAGAGCGUCAAGUAAAGAAGGAUGAUGUUUUCAAAGAUGUUUGUUCGUUAGUUUCGGAACGCGUCUUCAAUCGUGAAACAGGUUUACCGCUUCCAUUAUCAAUGAUAGAAAACACGCUAACAAGAUUGGGAUUUAGUGUAUCGAUUGAAAUCGCCCCCAAACGCCAAAGUUUGAAGGCAAUAGAAUUGUUGUGCAAUGGCCUUCCGAAACAGAUCGGAGUGAGACAAAUGUUACUGAAAUUAGUUGGGAAAACAUCUCAGAUGGAGGAAAUUCAUUAUUUACUUGAUGAGAGGGUUUUCGCGAUGAUCACAUCAGAACACCCCGUUUUUGAAAAGCGAAAAAUUCAGGAAACAGAAGCAUCGAAAGAGAAGGAGGGACUGGAUCAAUCAGAACAACCAGACAAAUCACAACAACCAGACCAACCGCAACAACCAGACCAAGCAGAACAUCUGGAUCUAUCGCACCAACUAGACAAAUCACAAGAACUAGACCAACAACCAGACCAGCCGGAACAACUGCAGCAAGAAAUCAAUAAUGCACAGUCUCAGAUAAUUAACAAAGAGGAUUACACGGUCACAUUCUACUGCAAUCCCGCUCAUUAUAGAGAUAUUGACCAUUUUGUUACAGAAGUACUCAAGCCACCCGGAAGCUUACAGAUAGUAGCUAGUCGGGAAUGCAUCACGAACGCUGUUGAGAUAUCGAACAGAGAAAGCAUAGAAGCACCGAAAGAGGAAUCAAAGCAUCCAAUCGGGGAACAAACAAAGCCGAGCAAGGAAAUUGACAAAACAGGAAGUUCAUCGAAAAUGACGAACGUCGGGGCGAUUGAAUGUCGGACUUGUUCAAAAGAGUGUGAAUCUCAAUUAAUUUACAGAAAUCACUGUAAAACUCAAUGGCAUCAACUCAAUGUCAAAAGAAAGUUCAAGGGACUGGCACCUAUCACGGAAGAGGAAUUUGUAGAAUUGUCGCUCGACGUUGCUUGCGGAUUUCUUGCUGUUGAUUAG
Molecule: messenger RNA, 1290 nt
Organism: Condylostylus longicornis
Lineage: Eukaryota; Metazoa; Arthropoda; Insecta; Diptera; Dolichopodidae
Exons: 2
Coding region: 1-1290 (429 amino acids)
Biological process (GO): ribosome biogenesis
Source: RefSeq, a predicted model, not a curated record